CUUUUCUUACUUACCCGCCAAAAUCUUUGUGUACCAAACUAAACCCCCAAUCCCUUCUCUGUCCCUGAAAGGAUUAAGCUUCUAUCUAUCUAUGCAGGGAGGUCAAAUGGUGGUUGAAGAGCCUUUCAAGCUCUCUUCGGUCCUAACUUCUUCCACAAUAAGCUCUAUACCAUCACUUACCAAAAUAGUUGGCACGCUCGGACCAAACUCGCGCUCUGUCGAGGCAAUUGAGGCAUGUCUAAAGGCAGGAAUGUCGGUUGCCCGGUUUGAUUUUUCUGGGUUUGAUGGGGACUACCACCAGGAAACCAUUGAUAAUUUAAGGACAGCUGCGAAAAAUGCUAAGAAACUUUGUGCUGUAAUGCUAGACACUAUUGGCCCAGAACUUCAAGUUUCUAACGAGACAGGGAAACUAAUAGAGCUGAAGGCUGAUGAUCAUGUGACUAUCACUUCAGAUACUACUAUACAACCAUCAGCAGAUAUCUUACCAGUUAGUUAUGCCGACCUUGCUCGGACCGUAAAGAAGGGUGAUACCAUUUUUCUUGGGCAGUACCUCUUCACAGGGAGUGAAACCACCUCUGUUUGGCUUGAGGUUCUGGAGACAAAAAAUCAAGAUGUUAUUUGCCUGGUGAAAAACAGUGCCACUCUUUCAGGCUUUAUAUUUACCAUGCAUGUUUCCCAAGUCCAUGUCAAUUUGCCCACUUUAACUGACUAUGACAAGCAGGUUAUUUCAAGUUGGGGCUCACGGAAUAACAUUGACUUCGUUUCUCUUUCAUAUACACGCCAUGUAGAAGAUGUGCAAGAGCUUAGAGCAUUCCUUAAAACACAGAACCUGAAUGAAACCAGAAUAUUUGCCAAAAUUGAAACAGUGGAGGGUUUGAAACAUUUUGAUGAGAUUCUUCGAGAAGCCGACGGCGUUAUCCUUUCUCGUGGGAAUUUAGGAAUUGACCUCCCCCCAGAAAAGGUUUUCUUAUUCCAGAAAUCUGCUGUUUAUAAGUGCAACAUGGUUGGAAAGCCUGCCAUAAUUACUCGGGUAGUUGACAGUAUGACUGGGAAUCUACGGCCAACUCGUGCAGAAGCAACUGAUGUUGCUAAUGCUGUUCUUGAUGGUACGGAUGGUAUCCUGCUAGGCGCGGAGACACUUCAUGGCCUAUAUCCUGUUGAGGCUAUCAAAAUUGUUGGCGGCAUAUGUGCUGAAGCUGAAAGAGUUUAUAAUCAGCUUUUUCACUUCAAGACAAUUUUAAAAUAUAUGAAAGAGCCUAUGUCUCAUGCCGAAUCUGUUGCUUCAUCAGCGGUACGUGCGGCUCUUACAGUUAAGGCUGCAAUCAUUGUCGUUUUCACUUCCUCCGGUGGAGCAGCAAGGUUGAUUGCAAAGUACAGGCCAACAGUGCCAGUUUUCGCGGUUGUCAUUCCCCGUCUCAAAACAAAUUCACUGAAAUGGAUUUUCACGGGUUCAUCACAGGCUAGGCACUUACUGGGUGUAAGAGGAGUUUAUCCUAUUUUGGCUGGUCCAAUUGUGGCUACUUCGGGUGGUUCUACUGAAGAAACUAGCUUAAAACUUGCCCUUGAGUAUGGUGAAUCUGUGGGAUUACUCAAACCCAAUGAUCAGGUGGUCGUCUUCCAAAAGAUAGGGGACUCGUCAGUGGUCAAAAUCGUGGAGUUCGAAGGCUAGCUAGCCUCCCUUUUAAGUUCACCGUCUAUUUCUAUUUAACUUUUUCACUCUAAUAAUUUCAAUGUUACUUCAGGAGUGAAAUUAUAGCAUUUGUCUAAAAGUUACAUCCGCUAUACGCCCCACGACCAUGCACAUUCUACAUUACACAUUGCUCUGUCAAAAAGAUUGGGCUACGAAUAUAAAGUAAUGGAUUUAGCUUGCAUUUAUUUGUAAUGGGAUUGUUGAAUCAAAAUAGUAGCAGGCAGCUGCAAGUUUUAUUCGACC
Messenger RNA from Ziziphus jujuba (common jujube), 1933 nucleotides. RefSeq names its product pyruvate kinase 1, cytosolic. Bases 92 to 1669 code for a protein of 525 amino acids. The record is from RefSeq and is a predicted model, not a curated record. Gene Ontology annotation, biological process: glycolytic process. Gene Ontology annotation, molecular function: pyruvate kinase activity; potassium ion binding; magnesium ion binding. Lineage: Eukaryota; Viridiplantae; Streptophyta; Magnoliopsida; Rosales; Rhamnaceae. The transcript is spliced from 16 exons. Gene Ontology annotation, cellular component: cytoplasm.